Jatropha curcas is the source of this 1200-nucleotide messenger RNA. RefSeq names its product calcineurin B-like protein 9 (gene CBL9). Gene Ontology annotation, molecular function: kinase binding; calcium ion binding. Gene Ontology annotation, biological process: calcium-mediated signaling. The record is from RefSeq and is a predicted model, not a curated record. NCBI's taxonomy places the organism in Eukaryota, Viridiplantae, Streptophyta, Magnoliopsida, Malpighiales, Euphorbiaceae.
CACGCACGGACUGUAAAACAACAAACAACAAAACGCUCAGUCUCUUCCGGUUCUGUUUUUCUCCUCUUUCUCUGCUCAGUUAACAGAGAAUCCUUCAUAUUUAUCUAAAAAUAGGAAAAAUAAAAGAAAUACGUGAAGAAAAUUUCUUGUUUUUGCUUCAUUGAAACAUUGUGCGGACGCGGCAUUUUCCGGCCUUGGUCGGUUGUGAUUUUGGCGAUGAAUUCUAUUGAUUGAAGAGUAAGCGCCAAAUCUAAGAAUUGGCCAAUUCUCUCUUCUAUCAUCACCAAUUACCAGUAAAUGGGCUGCGUUGGUUCUAAAGUAGCUAGACAGUUUCCUGGCCAUGAGGACCCAAUAGCUCUUGCUUCAGAAACAGCUUUCAGCGUUAGUGAAGUUGAAGCCCUGUUUGAACUAUUUAAGAGUAUUAGCAGUUCUGUUGUUGAUGAUGGAUUAAUAAACAAGGAAGAGUUCCAACUGGCUCUUUUCAAGAACAGAAAGAAAGAGAAUCUUUUUGCUAAUAGAAUAUUUGAUCUCUUUGAUGUGAAGCGAAAAGGAGUCAUCGAUUUUGGGGACUUUGUUAGAGCACUCAGCGUCUUUCAUCCAAAUACCUCACAAGAAGAGAAGAUGGAUUUUUCAUUUAGGCUUUACGACCUGGAUAACACGGGAUUUAUUGAGCGACAAGAGGUAAAACAGAUGUUGAUUGCACUUCUUUGUGAAUCUGAAAUGAAGUUGGCUGAUGAGACAAUUGAGAUAAUUCUUGAUAAGACUUUCAUUGAAGCUGAUGCUAACAACGAUGGGAAGAUAGACAAGUCCGAGUGGCAGAAUUUCGUGAGUAAAAACCCUUCCUUGUUAAAGAUCAUGACACUACCCUACUUGAGAGACAUUACGACAACAUUUCCGAGUUUCGUUUUCAACUCUGAGGUGGAUGAAAUUGCUACCUGAAAAGGAUUGGAAAGUGACUAAGUACAUUACAAAAUAGCUGGUGUGGUAUAAACCAGUGGCUUUUUUUCAUUUUUUUUAAGAUCAAUUACAAAAGAAAAGUGUGAUGGUCUGAGGUGGAAAGAUUCAUUGCCAAGUUAGCUUGAGCUAUAUGUUAACUUUAAAAGCACCAUUGUUCUAUUCCACGUUGUCUGUUCACUUUCAUAUAAAUAUUACUAUUAUUACUAGUUUUGCAAUGGUGGUAUUACUAAAUUUUAAAUUAUA